AUGUCCAGGUUGUUGACAAAUGUUGCCACACUGCCCUCUGAUGCUUAUACCAACUUGACACCCACCAAAAACAGCACGGAAUCGUCUGUGACCACACAGGAAACCUGGUCCUGGGAGCAGUACUUGAGAGAAGGGAAUGCUGUGGCCGCACCUGUAGAACUGUUUUCCAAGGGAAUCUUCGUGCCCAACAUUUACACCACUAUGUUGUAUUUUAACCUGCUGAGAGAGGCGUACAUGCUAUACGUCUCACGGCAUCUGCCGUGCUGCUUCCAGAAGCUGUUGCGGGAUCAGUCCUUUCCGGAGCAUGAAAAUGGCUUUCAGGUUGGAAUGAGAUUGGAAGGCAUUGAUGCCCGACGUCCGUCUGUGUUCUGCGUGCUUUCUGUAGCUGAGGUGUGUGGUUACCGGCUGAGACUGCAUUUUGAUGGUUAUUUAAGCUGCUAUGAUUUUUGGACCAAUGCUGGUUCCCCCGACAUUCACCCAGUGGGAUGGUGUCAAAAGACCAAGCAUGAACUACAUAUCCCUCGAGAUUAUAGAAAAGAUAAAUUUGUUUGGAUGGAUUACUUGAAGGCCUGUAGAUUGCAAAAUGCUCCUAAGAAAUUAUUCAGAAACAGAAGUUCUAAUGGUCCAGUGCCAAAGGAGUUUCAGGUUGGGAUGAAGGUGGAGGCAGUGGACAGGAGGAACCCUUGCCUGAUGUGUGUGGCCACUGUGGCAGACAUCGUGGAAGACCGUGUACGGGUGCAUUCUGACAGCUGGGACGAUAGCUUUGAUUACUGGUGCGAUGUUAGCAGUCCUUGUAUCCAGCCAGUUGGUUGGUGUCAGGAGAAUGGAAGAAAUCUGGUCACACCGCCAGGUUAUCCUGGUCCAGAUAAGUUUUCCUGGGCAGACUACCUGCAAGCUACUCAAGCAAAGGCGGUCCCCGCCAAGGCCUUUAACACGAGGGCUCCACACGGGUUUUUGCCAAACAUGAAGUUGGAAGCUGUGGACAAACGGAACCCCCGGCUAAUCCGCGUCGCUACCGUUACAGACGUUGAUGACUACAGAGUAAAGAUUCACUUCGAUGGCUGGGACCACAAGUAUGACUAUUGGAUGGAUGCCGACAGUCAGGACAUCCACCCCAUUGGGUGGUGCGAUGUGACAGGGCAUCCACUGGAAGUGCCAUAUGGGUCAGAGCAUGUGAAGAUCCUUCCAGGUCAACCUGCCUGCCCUACUCCUGGGUGCCGAGGAAUAGGCCACAUCCGAGGUCCGCGUUAUGCAGGACACCACAGUGCUUUUGGAUGCCCAUACUCAGAUGUGAACUUGAAAAGGGAGGCAGCGCUUCAGGAUCGCCUGAGAGAACAAACACAGGCAAAUCUGGAAUUUGAUCCUUCACAUUCCAAAUCAGAAAACCUCUGUAAUUUGAAUUUCAAUGGAAAAUGUGAAGAAGUGGACAGUGAAUGCAGACUUGUACAGCAGGCAAAGUGUUUGAAAAUCAAAGGAAGAGAAGAUACUGACUUGGAUAAUCUCUUCAGAGCAGAUAGAUGGCAAGGCCUUCCUGCUUCUAACCCAGGCAGAUAUUGUCAAAGUGAUGAGAAUCAAACUGGGCCCAGCACUGAAGAUUUACAAUUCUAUCCUGAUGUUUAGGAACUCCCAGGAUGUCACUGAAGACGCUGCCUCUGGCCAAGAAACCAGGAGAUAAAUGUGCUCCUGAACAUCCACUGACAGCAGGACUUGUGCUUUUGGGAACAUGGCUGGCAGUCAUCCAUUCGAAUCUAAUGUCCCCACGGUCAUACCAAAUAUUUAAUCUGGACCCAUUAAAGUAUCUGGUUUCUGCAUAUGGCGGACUUUGAUAAAUGACCAAGUGCCAGUGAGUUGGAUGCUUAGUUAGGUCCAAGUGUGGGUUUGGGUGGCAUCCCUACUGCUUGCGUGCUGCAGCAAACAGACCGACGAAGCCACUGUGUGCAUCUCUACCCUCCCUUCUAAAAGAAAACACGUCCCAUUCUGCAAGUGUGUCUCACGUGGUAAAAUGCCAGGAAACCGAUUCAUUAAUGCAUCGUUAAUACAUGCAUCAGAACUACAUCUGAACACAGCUUGCAUCUGUCAUCUGGGAGCCUUGAGUGGAAGAGAUAGGGUCCUGGCGCUCUCACGGAGACUAACGAGGUUUCUGGGUCCUUAAAACUCAGGAAAGUGAAUCUUGUUAAAAGUGCUAAUAUAAGCACAUUGUUUCCGUGAUCCACGAAUUGGCAUUUUUAUUCCUUACCAUUCCUUGGUUGUGGUUCCAAGGUGCCCUGGAGCCCACUUCAAGGAGUGUGCCCAGAGGUAACAGGAGUGGUUGGCGGCCAUUCCAGGAACCUGCUAGGACACUCCUGAGGAUUUGCAGUCAGGGCUAUCUCUCCCAGACUUGGCAUUGGUCAAAGAUCCACCUGCAUGAAAUUCCUCCAGCUCCCACCCUGGUGAAACUUCAGAUGGACUCUCCCCUCAUCUGUUGAUGAUUAAAACAACAAUCAGGUCUGGUUUCACCUCUACAGAGGUAUAGCAGCAGGACAAGAAGACCUCCACAGAGGAGCUCAGGAUCUGUUGACUGUGGCAUUCGAGUUGUGGGAAGACCACUUCCUAGUUGCGAAUAAUUAGAACCCCAAGUCUACAACUCUUUGUCCUUUUUCGUGUGGUAGCAAUGGCAGCUAUCCUCCUGGAAACAAAGGUCCACUGUCUCAUCCAUCAGGUGUGGGCACCAAAAUGGAAGCCACAACAAAAAUGCAGACCUGACCUUAUCUUUCUGCUACAUUGAGAAUGUUCUCAACUUAACAAAGUUGAUUCUGCUUAGAGAAUGUCUCUAACUUUAGGUCACUGAAAAAGAAAAAUAUCUUGAAGAGAAAUCCUUAAGUGCUUUAAAGGUAAAUUUGAUAUGGAAUAAAGAAUCACAGCUUCUCCUGUCUGUGGUGUUUUGUUUGUUGGGGUUUUUUGGUAGACUUUUAUAUGGAAUAAAGAAUUGCUGCUUCUACUGUUAAAGUUGUAACAUAUUUUAAAUGUUAAUAAAAUGUGAAAGUAGACUCUC
This is a messenger RNA of Rattus rattus (black rat), 3031 nucleotides long. It is a transcript of the gene L3mbtl4, whose product is annotated as L3MBTL histone methyl-lysine binding protein 4. Gene Ontology annotation, molecular function: zinc ion binding. The record is from RefSeq and is a predicted model, not a curated record. The transcript is spliced from 15 exons. Gene Ontology annotation, biological process: regulation of DNA-templated transcription. NCBI's taxonomy places the organism in Eukaryota, Metazoa, Chordata, Mammalia, Rodentia, Muridae. Gene Ontology annotation, cellular component: nucleus. The coding region runs from base 1 to 1620 and encodes 539 amino acids.